Messenger RNA from Colletotrichum navitas, 1008 nucleotides. RefSeq lists its product as uncharacterized. The transcript has 2 exons. NCBI's taxonomy places the organism in Eukaryota, Fungi, Ascomycota, Sordariomycetes, Glomerellales, Glomerellaceae. The coding region runs from base 1 to 1008 and encodes 335 amino acids. The record is from RefSeq and is a predicted model, not a curated record.
AUGUCGAUCCUCGUCAUUACCCUGCUGCUGGCCUCCAUGGUCUCGGCUCAGGUCAGCCACGUCAUCCACGGCUUUGAGUACGUUGGCUGCGUCAGCGUCACGUCGGACAAGUUCAACGCCUUUGUCAACUUUGGUAGAGCUUACACCCCUGAAGAGUGCCAGUCUGCUUGCACUGGUCGCAACUACGCUGCCGCCUUUCCCGACGGCUGCCGUUGCGGUAGCAGUUUGGUCAGUUUCCCCCUGAUUGAUGAGUCUCUCUGCAGCAAGGCUUGCACCAGUGACCCCAAGUUCGGUUUCUGCGGCUUUUCCAACUCGGAGGGAUGCAGUUACGCCAACGUGUACAAGGCAUGCAACGAGAACACAUUUCUUCCAUCCUCUUCAUUGCUUCCAGGGGGCCCAGCAUCCACCGAGACAGCCCCUUCUAUCACCUUCAUAACUAUUCAACUUCCGACCAUCACUCGCACACGGAAGCUGGCCACCAAGUCCACUGUCGUUAUUCACACCGUUACGCCAGGCGAUGGGGUCUCUAACAUCCCAUGCAACUCGGACUAUGACAGGCCCCCCGCCACUCUGACCAAAGUCACUCCUUCCAGCCGCACCAUUGCCGUUCAGACCGUCGUCAUCCAUGUACCGCCGAAGAGUGCCAGUGUAUCUGGAUUGCAGACGUACGGCAGCGUGCAGUUGGACCCUCCCGUGGCCACUGUGCCGCCAGCCGAGACGCCUGUCAUGGCUCCGCAACCAACUCCGGACAGACUCAGCCUUACCAGCCUGGUCCCGUACGACCCUGUUCCAGGGGUUAAUGUUCCAACUAACACCACCGUUCUUGUUGUCACCUCGACUCCUGACGAGCCCAUGUUCCAAACACUCAUCAUGCCGGACGACCCUUCUGCGAUAACCGCUACAUUCACCCCCGCCAUUGUCACGAAGAGCCCGGCCCUUCGCACCAAGCUUGACGCCGGCGGCGCUGCUGGCGUCGUGGCUGCUUUCCUAAUCGCUGCCGGUAUUUGA